AAUGCAUUUUUGUAACACUUAUUCUUUAAAUGUUUUAUUUUACAUUCUUACUUACAAAACAUGUAAUCAAUCAGUGUAUAAAAUAUGAUGUUAAUAAAUUAAACCACACAACAGAAUAUCGUUGAACUGUUCUUAAAAACUCACCUUUUUGGCUUUUUUUUACUAAUCUUCAUCCUAUUUAAUGUAUCUUGACUCUACCUUACAAUCUGAUUGGCUGCUACAUGUGAAUGAAAGGAGGGAACAAUCAAUAUUUAUAUAAUAAUGUCAUGAAAAUGAAACUACAACACCUGAACGUCAACAGUGGCAGCACGAGACAAACAUGGCCAGCAAACUUCUUCAUCCUCCAGUGCAAAGACCAAGAGCUCCAGAUUGUGAUAGUUGGGAAGACUGGAGUCGGUAAGAGUUCGACAGGAAACACCAUCCUGAUGAAAACGGCUUUUCAGACUCCGAUACAGCCAUCCUCGGUGACACAGGCCUGCAAGAAGGAAAAAGGAGAGUUGGAUGGACAGAAGCUGGCUGUUGUUGAUACUCCUGGUCUGUUUGGAGGAACAGAAUCUGACAUCAAGGUGAUGGAGGAGAUCAAGAGGACCGUGCUGUCGGCUUUAGAUGGCCCCGUUGUGUUCCUGGUUGUGCUCGAGUUGGGCGAACUGACGGAGGACGAACGGAAAACAGUGAAAUUAUUACAGAAGACCUUCAGCAGAGAGGCAGCACAUCACACCAUGGCCUUGUUCACUCGAGGAGAUGAUCUGAAGGAACAAGGAGGUUCCAUAGAGGACUUCAUCGGAGCAAACCCAGCUCUGCGUGACUUCGUCAGGGAAUGUCGGGGGGGAUACCAUGUUUUUGAGAACAUAGACGGAGAUCCCUCUCAAGUUGUUGAGCUGCUGCAGAAGAUCAACAGCAUAGUGCGGAGAAAUGGAGAAAGCUACAAUAAAAUGGACCGAGAUGCUGAGGGAGUCCUCUGGAAAGAAAAUCUAGAAACACCAGCAACAGACGAAGCAGAAAAACCUGCAUUGAUUGAUUCCUGCCUUCAAGGUGCUUUCAAUGGAGCGUACACUUUUGGUGCACUAUGUUUUGUCGCUAACUUAAAAUCACAACCAGUGGAAUCUGUAGUGGUGGGUGGCAUAAUUGGGGGUGUGGUUGGUGCAGCUGUUGGUGCAGUACAGUAUGUGGGUAGCAAGCUGAUCACAGAGUGAACACAACACAUUAACUGUGGUACAACCAGUUUAUAAACUCAGUCAGGGGGCGCAGCACAAAACUCUGGACUCCUUGUGGUCCCUCGUCUUUUAGUUCUUCAACCAAAUGAGGUCUGGUUCCUGAACUGGUUCUGUUCAAGAUCUUUGGAACUAUUAUAAUGAACGAUAUUAAUGCACAACAACCUGUAGAAUACGACACGCAGUAUCGUAAGUAAUAAGUAUCCUAAGUACCCUGCUACAGAAAUCUGUUCCCUCAAAGAGCCGUCAACAACCAGAGCAUUAACUAUAACAGUAACUAUAAAUACGACAGCGGUGAACAAUAUCGUUGGGAUCAUUCCCAUCUGAUUGCAAAUUACACAAAAAACUAUUUUAUCUGAAACAUACUGACAGACGACCUUUUUUGUGUUAAGCAGCUGCAGGUUGAGGCCACUGUUUACACACUGUUACAGUAGUUCUUGUUCCUGCUGUGGACGGCCCUUUAAAGUCCCUCUUGUAAUGUUUGACCUUCAUUCAGAUAUGAACUUUGUACAGUUUGUCUCCACUAUAAAAACGUAUAAUUCCCUCUAUACCACAUCAUCUUAUCUUUAUAUAAAUGUUUAUAUAAAUGUUUAUAUAUAUAUAUAUAUAUAUAUAAAUAUAUAUAAACAUUUGUAUCUGAUAUGUUCUUCUGCUGGUUUUUUGGUGCUUAUUUUAAAUUACAGUCAACGCCUGUCCUAUUAAAUGUGCUAGAUAAAUAAACUUAAAACUAAAAUUAAUAAUUGUGACUCAUUUUAUUUAAUGUUUUGUGAAUUAUAUUGACUCAGACUGGAGGUGGAGUGUUUGUGAUUGUAGAAGAAAUAUGUGAGUAAAACAAGAUGAAUUAAUAAGUCAAUAUUUAAAAAGGCAAUCUACCGUUGGCAUCAUCCUAUUUAUUUCUAACACUCUAAACAAUAAUAAUAUAUACAUAUAUGAUAGCGUCAGUACUUUAGGUUGAUCCACCCACACCUAACUUUAAAGUACUUUGCAAUUUACUUUUUAGUCCACUACAUUCAUUUGACAGCUGUAGUUAUUUCCUUUGAAGUGUUAAACUCAACCGGAUAGACAAUGAUAACAUCUUGUUAUUGCACCAGUAAUAAUCACAUAUUAUGUAUAAUCCUAUAUUUCAAGGACAUUAGAUGAUAAUUCAGUACUUUUACUGAAUAUUUCUAUAGGAUGGCAUCACUCCAUUGUUCUUUAAAACCCAUAUUUAUUUCUACUGAGUACUUUAACUUCUCAGGUAACAGGUGAUGUUGGAUUCAGGGGAGGUAACAACCAGUAGGAAUAUAAUAAAGUCAUGAAAACUAAACUAUAUUAUUCAAUUCAAUUUUCAAUUCAAUUUUAUUUGUAUAGCGCCAAUUCAUAACAGAAGUUAUCUCAGGACACUUUUUCAAAUAGAGCAGGUCUAGACCGAACUCUUUAACAUUAAUUACAGAGACCCAACAGUACCACCAUGAGCAAGCACUUGGCGACAAGGGCAAGGAAAAACUGCCUGUUAAAAGGCAGAAACCUAGGACAGAUCCUCCGGCUCUAGGUGGGUGGUCGUCUGUCCCGACCAGUUGGGGUGAGAGAGAGAGAGAGAGAGCGAGAGACAGACAGACAGACAGACAGGUGCACAGCAACAACAGUAUUGGCAAUGGCAGUCAAGCAGGACCAUGGCAGGAGGCUCCACCAGGAUCCAUGAGAAUCUGCGAGACGAGAAAGCACAAGAACUCCGGGGAAGAAGUGAAGUUAGUAACAUGCAUUAAAGGGACAUGAAUGAGUGCAGAAAGAGAGAGGAAGAGAGUAGCUCAGUGCACCAUGGGAAAUCCCCCGAUAGUCUAGGCCUAUAGCAGCAUAACUAAGGGAUGGUUCAGGACUCACCUGAUCCAGCCCUAACUAUAAGCUUUAUCAAAGAGGAAUGUCUUAAGCCUACUCUUGAAUGUGGUGAGGGUGUCUGCCUCCCGAACCACAACUGGAAGCUGGUUCCACAGGAGAGGAGCUUGGUAACUGAAGGCUCUGGCUCCUGUUCUACUUUUAGAGACUAUAGGAACCACAAGUAGCCCAGCAUUCAGAGAACGUAAUGUUCUAGAGGGGUAAUAGGGUACUAUGAGCUCUUUAAGAUAUGAAGGGGCCUGACCAUGAAGAGCUUUAUAGGUGAGGAGGAGGAUUUUAAAUUCUAUUCUACAUUUUACAGGGAGCCAAUGCAGAGUAGCUAGUACAGGAGAGAUGUGAUCUCUUUUUCUAGUUCCUGUCAGUACUCGUGCUGCAGCGUUCUGAAUUAAUUGGAGCGUUUUAAUGGACUUAUUGGGGCAGCCUGAUAAUAAAGAGUUGCAGUAAUCCAGCCUUGAAGUAACAAAUGCAUGGAUUAGUUUUUCUGCAUCUGUCUGUGAUAGUAUGUGUCUAAUUUUUCUAAUAUUACGUAAAUGAAAGAAGGCAGUCCUAGAGGUCUGCUUUAUGUGGGAGUUAAAUGACAAAUCCUGAUCAAAGAUAACUCCAAGAUUCCUGACAGUGGUGUUAGAGGCCAAGUUAAUGCCAUCUAGAGUGACUAUAUCUUUAGACAAUGAGUCUCUAAGGUUUUUGGG
Molecule: messenger RNA, 3772 nt
Organism: Dicentrarchus labrax (European seabass)
Lineage: Eukaryota; Metazoa; Chordata; Actinopteri; Moronidae
Product: GTPase IMAP family member 7-like
Exons: 2
Coding region: 228-1193 (321 amino acids)
Molecular function (GO): GTP binding
Source: RefSeq, a predicted model, not a curated record